Lepisosteus oculatus (spotted gar) is the source of this 2368-nucleotide messenger RNA. RefSeq names its product cytochrome b reductase 1 (gene cybrd1). The record is from RefSeq and is a predicted model, not a curated record. Gene Ontology annotation, molecular function: oxidoreductase activity. Lineage: Eukaryota; Metazoa; Chordata; Actinopteri; Semionotiformes; Lepisosteidae. Gene Ontology annotation, cellular component: lysosomal membrane.
AAAUCGAGUAGCGUUCGCAGUUCAGACAAGUUUCCAAGUCUCCCAUCCCCCAGUGACCGCUAGAAUUCCUCUGCUCGCCGCUCCUGACUUCUGAGGAAGUCCGUCACUUCUUCCGUUCACUCCAGCUGCUGCACUUUUGCGAGCGGCAGAGAUGGCGAUGGAGAAUUACAAACAGUUUUUGUUUUUCUUAGCGACCUCACUGUCUGUGGGCUUCGUCGCCGUUGUUUUCGUGCUGCGUUGGGUCCUCUAUUUUAGAGGGGGUUUGGCAUGGGACGGAGACCAGGCAGAAUUUAACUGGCAUCCAGUUCUUACCGUGACGGGGUUUAUUUUCAUUCAGGGAAUCGCUAUUGUGGUGUACAGACUACCAUGGACGUGGAAGUGCAGUAAACUGAUGAUGAAAUUCAUUCACGCUGGUUUAAAUACCCUGGCCUUCAUUAUCGCCAUCAUUUCGCUGGUGGCAGUGUUUGAUUUUCACAACACCAAAAAUAUUCCCAAUAUGUACAGUUUGCACAGCUGGGUUGGGUUGGCUGCUGUCAUACUGUAUGCUCUGCAGCUUCUUCUAGGUCUCUGUAUCUACUUGGUCCCCAUUACCCCCGUGUCCAUCAGAGCUGCGUUCAUGCCCAUACAUGUGUUCAGUGGCCUUUUCAUCUUUGCAUCCGUUAUUGCUGCUGCCUUGAUGGGAAUCACAGAAAAGCUCAUUUUCAGCUUAAAUAACCCCAAGUACAGCAGCUCCCCCCCAGAAGCCAUCUUUGUCAACGUGCUGGGCUUGUUGCUCCUGCUGUACGGGGCUCUUAUUCUCUGGAUAGCCACCCGCUCCCCCUGGAAGCGCCCCAGCGAGCAGUCGGCUCCGGCCAGGCUCACGAACGGAGGCGGGUGUAAAAGUGACCGGGAGGGGCUGACCAUGUCCGACUCCGUCGCCGAGGUCCGAAACGAGCCGGAUCCCAGCAGCGAGGCCCGCAGGAGGAACCCCAACCAGGACGAGGCAGGGCAAAGGUCAACCAUGUAGGGCAGCCUGCGCUGCCUCCGACAAGAUCCGCAGCCUACGGUGGACAGAAACUUUGCUUGACGUGCCGAAAUUCCAUCUUUGCCAAGACCAGAGGAGGACAAAUCCCAUUUCUUACCCAGCGUUCUAAAACACUGUGCACCAGUUCUCCAGCUCAGACUUCGGUUUGUUUACUGCAUUGCAUUUAUUGAACAGACAGCCUCAGCGUCACAUUCCAGUACUUUUAUAAAUACAUUUACAGCUCCUUACUGAAUUUAUUAGAAUUGCAUUCCAUCCAUUAUUCCUUAUUAGCAACUGUUGCACAGCUGGUGUUAUUGAAUUACAUUGACGUUCAGAUAUUUUAAGCAAUAAAUAGGAAAUUUAUAUAGUCUAGGGAAGAUUAGAUUCCAGCCUGGGGUGCCUUUUGUAGGGAUUUUGCCCAUGCAUUUAUACUGGUAUGCUAGUGUCUUCCCACAGUCCAAAGACAUGCUGUCCAAGUUGAUUGGUGUAUAGAAAGUAAACCCCAGUACAUGUGUAUAUGGACUGGCCUUCAGUCCAGGGUGCUGACCUCUGCCCUACUGAAAAUAAAAGGUUCUUAACUGAACCUCCUGAGGGACUGAACCAGCAAAUCAUGUCACCUGAACCAAAGUUGAGCUCUAUGAUCCCGGAUUCAACUCUGGAUCAUGUCACUAGCUGACUGUGACUGGGAUUCUCAUGUGACAGCACACAAACUAUGAGUUUGAGCUUAUAAUGACAGGGUCAUUAGCUUAGCACAUCAGUAAUGGAUAACGAAUCAGUUGUUUAGAAAACAUUAAACCUAGCUGAAAUAAGUCUGUGGGCAACUUUUCUUGGAAAUAAUACAUGUCGAGACAGUACGGAGUCCAUUUAAAAACCAGACAGAAGGCACAGGAGUACUCCGGGUCUCGAAACACUGUUACAGGACAUAUUGUAUAAUACCAUGAAAUGUUUCAAGGCUCUGCCUUGUGGACCAAGAUCACCAAGUGCAUUCCACGUGAUAACUUAGUGUCACAAACUAACAUUCUCAUACUAUCCCUAUGUUUAGGCGUGCAGUUAAAAGCAUUGUAGAAUAUGUACAAGCUUGUUGUUUUUGCAUAAUUUUACAAGCAGGAGAGGUACUGAAGUUGCAAGAGCAGUGAGCUUGCGUUUUUAAAGAAAGGUACUUUUUAUACUGUAUACUCAGCAUUCAAAGAAACACGUGUAUGUUUACAGCAUGUAGUAUAUGGCAUAUAAACGUGCAUGCGUGUUUGGAACCUCGAUUAAAGAUUUUUUGGCAUCAUUUAAAAUAAUUGAUUAUGGUGAUACCCUUGAGUGACUUUGACCAAUGCUUACUUACAAAAUCAACUCAUUAAAGAUAGAGUUUAUUGA